Molecule: messenger RNA, 1136 nt
Organism: Hyposmocoma kahamanoa
Lineage: Eukaryota; Metazoa; Arthropoda; Insecta; Lepidoptera; Cosmopterigidae
Product: solute carrier family 25 member 35-like
Exons: 5
Coding region: 209-1108 (299 amino acids)
Source: RefSeq, a predicted model, not a curated record
ACUUCCCUAUUGGAAAACUUCAUUAUUUAUAUGUAUUUAGGUAUAUGAUUGUCACCAAUCGCAUAACCUCAAAUUGAUUACAACACAACAGUUAGGAAACCGUUACGCUGUGCUCCUUCGCUACAGGCACAAAUAUUUUUAUUGCUCGCUUUUUACGGGUAAGACCUUGACACCAGCUUUUAUUCUCCAACAGGCAAAAAACCAAAACAUGGAGUUCAUAACCGGAGGACUAGCAGGCGUUGGAGCCACUAUAAUAACAAACCCCAUUGACAUCGUAAAAACGAGGCUGCAACUACAAGGAGAGCUUCGAGCUAAGAGUGAGCAUACGGCAAGAUAUAGAGGGAUCUUGCAUGCUUUGUAUGUUAUAGCCAGGACUGAUGGAGCGUUUGCAUUGCAGAAAGGUCUUUGUCCAGCUAUAGUACAAGGAUUUACUAUUAAUUCCGUCAGGUUAGGCAUAUACCACAUAGCAGAGGUCCAAGGUUGGAUUCAUAAUGAAAAAGGUGAAAUCAGUAUUGGCAAGGCAGCGUUUUGGGCCAGCGUCAGUGGUUACACGGGUGCCGUAGUUGGUACUCCAGUCAGCGUGAUCAAGACACGUAUGCAAGCAGCAGCUCAUCCUAGUAUUGCUGUUGGAAGGCAACAUAAAUACAAUGGCAUGUUGCACGGUUUCAAAACAAUCUACAAGACUGAGGGCAUUAAAGGCUACUUUGCGGGCAUGAAUGCAAUAAGCACGAGAAUUGCCAUUGGCAGCGGAGCGCAGCUUACCACCUUCUCUGCAGCAAAAGAGUGGCUAGUGACACAUGGAGGCUUUGAAAAUCAACCACCAAUAAUAGUGGCGUUUGUCGCAAGUCUCAUAUCCGGUGCGAUUGUUGUUUCUAUAGAAACUCCACUCGAUCUGGCUAACACAAGACUUUUUAAUCAAGGAUCCGCAGCAACUCAAGGCGCCUUACUUUACACAGGCAUCUUUGACUGUUUGCGAAAAACAUACAAGAUAGAAGGACUACGCGGUCUUUACAAGGGGGUCUGGCCACUCUACAUAAGAAUGGCGCCAUUCACCACCGUAUCUCUACUUCUAUGGGAUAUAUUAAAUAAUAUGCUGGUAGAAAAAUGAACUAAUUAAAUGAUUAGAAAAAUUACAA